UGCUUUACAGGUAACCACAUCCUUCCAGAUGAAGACUUGGCUGCAUUUCAUUGGAGUUUGCUUGGGCCAGACCAUCCUCUUGCAUCACUGAAGGUUCGUGCUCACCAAUUGGUUCUACCUCCUUGUGAUGUCGUAAUCAAGGCUGUGUCUGAGUAUGUGGGUAACAUCAAGGAUGUUAGUAAUCUGGAUGCCCUUGCAAAGGAUGUUUUCAAGCAUUCACAGUCUAGAACAGAAGAUAAAAUAGAUCGUUUCAAGAAAGCUGUUGAGUAUUACUCUGCUGCAAUCAAGCCACGCCCACUUCCUAUGGGUCCAACACCAUUUUUCUUUCCAGGAUUUGGACCCAAUCAGUUUGGAAUGCCUUCACUUCCAGGCAGUCAGAUGGGAAACAUUGCUGCUGGCAAACCAAUGUUUCCCCCUCAUUUGUCGCAGAAGAUGCCGUACCAUUUCCAUCCAGCUGCAAAUCCUGGAAUACUCUUCCCUCAUCCACCUGUAAACAUGCAGCUGCAGGAGAGUGCUGAUAUGCUGUCUAAGGGUAACUCCUUCAAUGAAUGGUCAGUCCCAUAUGACUCUUCAGGCACCAAGUUCCCAAAUCAUUUGCCUUCCAAAGCAUCACCACCUUCAGGUCCAAACUCUUCACCUUCUUCCUCUUCUGAAGAAGAACAAACAGGAGGCAAUACCAAUCAUGUUCCAGAUCAGCCUUUGCAGAAGUCUGGGUGGGAAGAUACCAGUGGUGAGAAAGGGCAAUCUGGAUGGGUGCAAUCUGGUACUGGUGAGGCUGUUGGUAACUCUGGAGGACCAAUUCCAUCACUUCUUUCCAUGUCAACACGGAAUCAUGUGGACAUUACUGCUCCACCACCACCACAAGUUGCACCAGAGGUUUUGAGGGUUGCAGAGCACAGACAUAGACGGGGAUUGAUGUGUCCAUACAUCUAUCAUAUUCUUACCAAGGGUGAGAUCAAACUACCAGUGUGUAUUGAGGAUGAAUGCUCAGCUGAACUUCCACCUGCUGCCAUCUUGUUCCGUCCAGCUCGACAGUAUGUCUAUGGGGUUCUUUUCAGCCUUGCUGAGACUCAGAGGAGGCUGGAACGUCUGGCAUUACGAAGGCGGGUACCUGUGGAAGUGCCUCCUGUUAUAAUCAAAGAGUGGGCUGCAUAUAAAGGGAAGUCUCCACAGAGCCCAGAGCUGAUUCCUGCCUUGACAUUCAGAGAGUGGACUUGUCCAAAUCUAAAGAAACUGUGGCUUGGAAAAGCAGUGGAAGAUAAGAACAGGCGAAUGAGAGCCUUUUUGGCUUGCUUGAAGUCUGACACACCUAGCAUGCUUAAUCCAGCCAAUGUUCCCACACAUUUGCUUCUCAUGUGUUGUGUACUACGGUAUAUGAUGCAGUGGCCAGGGGGGAGGAUCCUUCAUCGACAUGAAUUAGAUGCUUUCCUGGCUCAGGCUGUCUCUCCUCAGCUGUAUGAACCUGACCAGCUCCAAGAAUUAAAGAUUGAGAAGUUGGAUCCUCGUGGGAUCCAGUUAGCAGCACUUUUCAUGUACGGGGUCGAUGCAGCUCUGUUUGCCAAUGAUGCAUGUGGUCAACCAAUCCCCUGGGAGCAUUGUUGCCCUUGGAUUUAUUUUGAUGGGAAGCUUUUCCAGAGCAAGUUGAUUCGCGCCUGUAGAGAAAAGGUUCCACUUACUGAACUUUGUGAUGGUCAGGCUGAACAAGUGGCGAAGGUGGAGAAAAUGAGGCAAAGUAUUCUAGAAGGGAUAAACUUGAAUCGACAGCUCCCUCCUCCCCCAAUUCCUCCACCCCCUUUUAUGCCACCCAUGAUGCCACCAUUCUACCCAAUGCCUCUGUACCCUCGGCCCAUUAGUUCUGCACCUACUCCCCCUCAUGGUAGGGGAAGAGGCUUCACUGGGCUAAGAAAUUCUUUCUUGCAUGUAGGUCUUCAGACUAUUCCACCUCAAGGUGGAAAGCUAGAGAUUGCAGGCAUGGUUGUCGGACAGUGGGCUGGUAGUAAGCCAUCCAAAGGCCGGGGAUCCUUUGGCAUGCAGGUGGUCUCAGUUGGCGGACCAGGAAAAGGACGUGGAAGAGAGACAGCUGGAAAAUUUCUAAAGAGCAACAAGAAACCCGUGAGACAGGGAAGUUCUGAAGGUACGUCAGAUGGAGUACCCAAAAGUUCUAAACCUCAGAACAGUCAGAAUCAGCUACAUGUGAAUGGAAAUAAUGUAACAGCAGGACAAGAAGAAGAAGAAGGCAGGACUUCAGACUUGCCACAAUGUGCCUUAUCCAGAGACAGUGAUGUGUGCAAUAACAAUGACCCCUCACAUGUGAAUGCACAGAGUGGGGAGAGUGACUGCUGCAGGGAAGAAAAAGUAGAAGCUGCCCUGCUGAAGGAGGAGUAGAGACCAGGAAAUGUGAAAAAAAAAAAAACUGUGUUCCUUUUCUGAUUAAAACCCAUGAAUUUGCAUUUUUUGUGUUCUAAACCAGACCUAGUCAUUAUUAGUCUCCCUCUCGAGUCUUUGGGCUGUCAAAGUUAUAAUUGCAGCAGCAAAAGAGGGAAAACAAGCUUCAUUGUAAUCCUUUAUAAUUUAUUUAUUUAUUUUUUUUAUCUGCAUUUUUGGGGGUUUUCCCCAGCCAGCUAUACUACCCUGUUGACCCUAUCAUUCUCUCAUCCUGGCUGGCAGUACAGAGUUAAGCAGAGGUAGACUGUCAUCCAUGGCAAUUUGGUUGUUUUAGUUAAAACCGUGUUUCAGUCCUUUUGGCACCUCAUCUGGGCAAUGCCAUAGUCUGGCCUGUUACUCCAGGAAUGUGGGUGCCUGCCUCCACACACCGUUGCUACAGUACAGCCACAGUGCUUGUUAGGCAAAGCCCAGCCUUUGGAGUCUGUGCACACUCCAGUCACAGAAGUGGUACUCAUGCACUGAGACCUUGCUUGCUCCCGGAAUACUCAUACCAG
Protopterus annectens (West African lungfish) is the source of this 2939-nucleotide messenger RNA. RefSeq names its product family with sequence similarity 120C (gene FAM120C). The annotation marks the transcript as partial. The transcript is spliced from 14 exons. Gene Ontology annotation, cellular component: nucleus. The record is from RefSeq and is a predicted model, not a curated record. NCBI's taxonomy places the organism in Eukaryota, Metazoa, Chordata, Ceratodontiformes, Protopteridae.